CUAUAAUCUGUUCUCUGCUUCCAUGCAGAUUCCUCCUCAUACCUAUCUCAUUUCACUAUUGCUAAAUCAUUCCAUCAUUUCAACUUGUAUCCAGGAGCAAGAAAGAUCUCAGGUUCAGCAUGAGUCUGAACUCUGAACUCUGAAGAAGUUGUUGUCUUCAGUAUGAGUCUGAACUCUGAAGAAAUCAUCUCUCAGACAAUCUCAUUCUCAUCACAGCCAAGUCUCCCUUCCUUUGAGCAAUCCUGCAACUCCAGCUCCAGCUCAUGCCACUACCAGUGCGUUGCCACGCUCGGAGGCAGCAACUCCUACAUCUCCGGCCUCGCCGUCGACGGCGACUCGCUCUAUGUCGCCUCGUCGGACGGGCACAUCAGGCUGUGGCCGCUGGACAUGGCCAUGCGGCAGGAGUCACAGAGCGAGGUGUCCGGCUCCACCGUUGCCGUCACCGGUAGCUCGGUGAAGUGCCUUCUGGCCAUCGGCAAUGGGCUCGUCAGCUCGCACCAGGACGGCACGAUCAGGGUGUGGCGGCACGCCGGCGUGCGGCGCCUCGCCCUGCGCGCCGUGCUGCCGACGACGGCGGACUGCCUCCGCACGUUCCUGAUCCCAGGCAGCUACGUCGAGGUGCGGCGGCACAAGAAGCGCACCUGGGUGCACCACGUCGACGCGGUCACCGCGCUCGCGCUGUCCCCGGACGGCGCGCGCAUGUACUCCGUGUCGUGGGACCGGAGCCUCAAGGCGUGGCGGCUGCCCAGCCGCCGGUGCGCCGAGUCCGUGGCGGCGGCGCACGACGACGCCAUCAACGCCGUCGUGGCCGCGCCCGACGGGCACGUGUACACGGCCUCGGCGGACAGGACGGUCAAGGCGUGGAGGCGCCACCCGGGGCAGAAGAAGCUCUCGCUGGUGGGCACCAUGGAGCGCCACAGCGCGGCGGUGAACGCGCUGGCGCUCGGCGGCGCCGGCGGGCGGGUGCUCUACUCCGGCUCGUGCGACCGGUCCGUCGUCGUGUGGGACUGGGAGUCCGCCGCGGACGGGCGCAUGACGGCGACCGUCACACUCAGGGGCCACGCGAAGGCGGUGCUGUGCCUGGCCGCCGCCGGCGACGUGGUGUGCAGCGGGUCAGCGGACAAGACGGUGAGGGUGUGGAGGCGGGGAGCGGCGGCGGCGGCAGAGGGGUACUCCUGCCUGGCCGUGCUGGACGGCCAUGGCGGAGCCGUCAAGAGCUUGGCAUUGGUGAGCGGAGCAGCGGGAUGCGAUCACUGCUGCUCGUGCGACAUGGACGAGAGCUCGAGCUGCGGCUGCGGCCGCGCUGCUCUCGUCUGCAGUGGCUCGUUGGACUGUGACGUCAAGCUUUGGAGAGUGACGGUUUCCAGUUUGUGAUUUUAUUUUUCUUUUUUUUAUUUUUGUUUUUGAAGAUAAAAGUUUGUGAAUUUAGGAGUUUUGGUUUUUGAACCGGAGAAAGUUUGGAAGAAUUUUGUGGGAAUGGUCAAUUCACCUGAAAAUCCUGCGUUGCAAAAUAGCUCUCAACCAGUGUGCAAAACAAAAAUUGUGGAGCUCAAGUCAAUAGUCAUCAUGUUUGGAAUUCUGGAUUUGUGAGAUUGAGCUUUUACAUGGAAAACUUCCUUGGGUUCAAAACAUGGCAUUCUUCUGGGUUUAAGGAGAGCUUGGUGUUAGCUAGUUUUGAUUGGAUCCCUAGUUGGGACUUUGUCCAAAGUAGAUGUCGAUGUUUUUUGCUGCCCCACGUUGGAUAGUUAUGGGCUGCUUGUCUACUUCUUUUAGGAAGCUAUCAAAGGAUCAAAGCUGCACCUUGUUGGAACUUUGUUAGGUUGUUUCUCCACUUGUUUGUAUGGAUUUCAUGCUUUAGGUCUGUGGGAGAAAUUUAAUAUUCUGA
Messenger RNA from Oryza brachyantha (malo sina), 1885 nucleotides. RefSeq names its product protein JINGUBANG-like. The record is from RefSeq and is a predicted model, not a curated record. Lineage: Eukaryota; Viridiplantae; Streptophyta; Magnoliopsida; Poales; Poaceae. Gene Ontology annotation, molecular function: protein binding. The transcript has a single exon. The coding region runs from base 163 to 1374 and encodes 403 amino acids.